CCAUAAGUACUAAGUGCUACCAUGGCCAGCCAUAACAACCGUUUUGUGCUUCUAUUCUUCAUCCUCUUCCUCUUCUCCUUCCCAACAUCUUUAGCGGUACCUGUAAACACUGCGACUGAUCUACCUAAGGAAAAUGGCAAGAAGUUGUACAGGGUAACUGGUGGGGUUAGGAAGAUAAGCGUCGGAGGUCAUGGCUCAAAUCCUGGCGGUCACGGUCACACCCCAAGCGGCAAGAACUAGUAGCGGGUUAACAUUUUGGACCGGCGAGAUAGGCAGGAGAUUUCAGGUCCUCUCUCUGUUAGGACUUUGAUUUGUAAUAAGGGUCAGCGGAAGAG
Molecule: messenger RNA, 335 nt
Organism: Linum trigynum
Lineage: Eukaryota; Viridiplantae; Streptophyta; Magnoliopsida; Malpighiales; Linaceae
Source: the annotation of a GenBank genome assembly